Molecule: messenger RNA, 1134 nt
Organism: Corticium candelabrum
Lineage: Eukaryota; Metazoa; Porifera; Homoscleromorpha; Homosclerophorida; Plakinidae
Exons: 5
Coding region: 1-1134 (377 amino acids)
Source: RefSeq, a predicted model, not a curated record
AUGCUUAGAGGAACAGCGCUCUGUCUUCUCGUGAUUGUAGCGGCUUGCAGAGGAGAACUAGCUUGCCCGUUAGUGAAGAGUGUAUACCCUCCUUCGGGAACUUACGUAGAUCCAGCUGAACGGCUAAAUUUUGCCGUUACUAUUGAAUUCGAAGAACCGAUGUUUCUCUACUCUUACAAAGGCAGAACUGUGAAGCUCGAUCUUUCAGCAUCUGAGGCAGAACUGACUGACAUUUUCCGUCCGGCAAGUACCAAUUUCAAUGCUGCCGCUCUUCGUUUGGUGCACAGGCGCUAUCGUAGAAUGGAGGUGCUUGUUUCUCAUCGACCUGUCAGUAUCCACUCCCCAGGAAACAAUAAAAUUAUCAUAGUUUGGGAAAUAGGGUCUAUGAAAGAAAUUGUCUGGAAGAAAUUCUCACAACUUCUUGUUGUACUGGGAGAAAAUCGUUUCUUUUCAAUAAGCAAAGAGAGAAGUGUACCCGGUGGUUUGGUGGGAUAUUACUAUAUCAUUGGCAGCAGACAUUCAAACUACGUGGGUGUAUGUCGGAAAAGAACAAAGCCGCCACCAAUGCUGUAUGAUUACUGCCGAAUUUCUGGAGGGAAAAGACAACUGAUUGGAAGUUCCAAGCCAGUGUUUGUUGAAGGCACAGUCGAGAAGAAAGUAAACAGACAACUAAGUAUAGACCUGAAACUGGUUUGGAUGAAAAACAAAGAUGAAACAUUAUCUACAUUUGGAACAGUUAUUCUCAGUGGCAGUGAAGGGAGUGCAUUUCGUGAUGUGAGUCAUGGUCUAGUAAGAAUCAAUGGCUUGCUGUACUCAACAGACAUGACCUUAGCAAUUGAAGUCAAUAGAAAAGGUAGCGUCAAGCGUACAUUACUGCAUCUUGUGCUUCUUCUCAAAUGGAAAACAUUUCUGCACCCUUUGCUUGAAGUGGCUCACGAAACUGUGAGCAAGAAAUUCUACAGAAUCAGUUUUGGUGUAGUGGUAGGCUCUAUGCUUGGACUGUCAGCUGUGCAUAUCCACAAAUACAAGGACAUUCCUAAGCAUCCUUGCGUCAGGCCAUUCAAGACGUUGUUGCAUGAAGUUUGCAAAGACACCUUGUAUCUGCCUCAACUUGUUCCUUCACUUGUGAGCUGA